Molecule: messenger RNA, 939 nt
Organism: Nicotiana attenuata
Lineage: Eukaryota; Viridiplantae; Streptophyta; Magnoliopsida; Solanales; Solanaceae
Exons: 1
Coding region: 1-939 (312 amino acids)
Source: RefSeq, a predicted model, not a curated record
AUGGAUUUCCCAGAAAUUAACAUGAUCAGCGAUUUUGAAGCAGGUGUGAAAUGUCUACAAAACCCUUCUUUAAUUUCUCGGUUCUUUUCACUUUCAGGAGUAACCCAAAUUUACGGUUUCUGGAAAUGGGGCGCUUUAAUUCUUGCAGUUGUAGCCACUUUUAGCAGCCUAAUAAGAAAAAUCAAACUUUUGUUCAUUUACGUUUUUACCCUUAAACCUUCCGCUGAACCUCUCCUUCAAUACCUCGGCGAAGACUUUGAUAUCUCAGACUCCGACGAUGACGACGAUAAAUGCUCAACGCCGCCGUCUUCUGACGAUGAAGACCUCAUCGAUCGGCAAAUUGAUGAAGAUUUUAGAGUUUCUGGCUCGAGUUUCUAUUUUAAGGAGCAAGGUCAAAAUAGUAAUUUGAGACUUCGACGGCAGCGGAAUAGUUUUGAGCGGUUCCCGUGGACGGAUUUUUCUGCCGGAAAAAAUGUCGUGAAACUGUGGGAUCGUUUAGCGUUAGGUUUAGAUUAUGAGUAUGAUGAUUUAUCUAAAAGUGUAGUGUCGUUAUGGGAUUUGAAUGCGGAGCAGAAAAUUAGCGAUAUUUUUAGCGGUUCUUCUCAGGUUCCAGCGGUGGCAACGGCGUCACCAUCGGUGGUUUUGUCAUCGGAGAUGAAAAAUUAUCGUAACGGUGUCGUUUUAGCUGCGUACGAUACGAGGAUGAAGAAUCAGUCACCGGCGAUAUGUGCUGAGUGGAGGAAAGGUUCAGGGAAGGUCGUCGGAGUCAAUGCCGCCGACGCCGGGAAAGUUUACCUGAGAAAUGAAGCUGCCGGAAUUUUGACGGUUGGUGACAUGAGGAACGUUAAGUCACCGUUAGAGAUAACGGAGAGUGACGAUGACACGUGGUGGGACGCGGACGCCGUUACAAUCGAGGAGAAGUUUGACGGUUCAAAUUGA